GAUAAAUGUGUGUGGUAUGUGUUCCUCUCUGUCUUGUUUGCUUUCUUUUUAAGAGUUGCUUUAUAAAGAGAGCUUGAAAGAGUAUAGAAAGCAGCAAAGACCAUGAAAAAGCAUAUGGUUAAAAGCAGCAAAUAGGUCUAUCAUCCAUGUCCUUGUGUGCCUUCUUCAUCUUUACAUGUAUUCAUGUAUAGUAUAUGGGUGUUAACUAAAUCAUUGUCUCUUUGAAGUGAGUGAAAGAUUUUUUCGAAAAACUUUAUAAAAAUCUUCAUUCUUUUUCACAUUUUAAUUUUAUAAAAUUAUGGAACCUGCAAAUUUUCAUGAGCACCGACAAGAAGAAGACAACCAACUUGUUAUGGAUUCUUCAUGCUAUGGGCUUUCUUGGAACCAUAACCACAUGUUGAAUGAUACAAGCUUCACUGCUCAAGAACUUGUAGAACUGCAACAGCUUGCAAGAAUCAAGAACGAGAUCUCAGUCACUGGAUCUUGUUUCGAACUCCCGGAUAUUAUAAGCUCUGAAGAUUUUAUGUCGAAGAAUAAUAAUAGUAAUCAGUUUGUAAGAUACAACAACGUUAACAAUCAAGAUAUGUUGCUCAAAACAUUCUCAAACGGGUGUCAAAUAAAAAAUGAUCAUCUUAUGAAUCCAAUUCCCUCUUUUGAUCUUACGAAUAGUUGCUAUAGAGGGACAUUUAGCCAGAUCUUUCCAACCUUAAAGUUUUCAAAUUUGAAUCAACCCUUGAGUGGUUUCGAUAUGAACUUGCCAGCUUUAGAUUCAUUUGGCUAUCCAACAUUCAAUGGAAGUUUUAACUAUCAACCUUCAUUCAAUGCUCAUAAUCUUGGAGACCUUUUGAAGGACAAUUUCUUGUCUUAUGGUGUUGAUCAAAUGCAUAGCAAGAUAGCGCCAACGUUCAUCGUCGAAACAACAGAAGCAAAAAGGCCAGCUAGCAAUGGUAUGGAUGCAAAGGCAGCUCCUAAAGCUAAUCCAUCAAAGAAAUCAAAGUUGGAUAUGCGCCCUUCUUGCACACAAUUGAAGGUUAGAAAGGAGAAAUUAGGAGAUAGAAUCUUGGCUCUUCAGCAGAUGGUGGCACCUUUUGGAAAGACAGAUACAGCAUCAGUGCUAAUGGAAGCCAUUGGAUAUAUAAAGUUUCUUCAAAACCAAGUGGAGACGUUAAGCAUGCCAUACAUGAAUUCGACGUCGCAGGCUGAUAGAAUGUCAACAAGAGGGGAUUUAGAAAAUGAUGGAAAUGAAGAGACCAAGAAGGAUCUUAGAAGUCGAGGAUUGUGCCUCGUGCCAGUAUCGUGCUUGACAUAUGUUACGUAUGGUGGUGGAAGCGUUUGGCCAACGUUGUAGCUUAUGAACUCCACAAGACCGCUCCUUAUAUACAAGGAUCAAGAGUGAUGAUGACAACUUAAGCAUCAGAAAUUUUCAUUAUAUCUGACUUGUUAUCAAGUAUUUUAGUUAUCUCUACUUUCUUAGUGAUAAGGUGGAGCAAAUUUGGUCAUCUCAUAAAGAUGUCGUGGAGUGUUGACCAUAUUUGAUCCAUUGUUAACCUAUUAUUAUGUCAUGCAAAACUCAAUUGCAUUUUUUUUCAUUGCAUAAUACAUUGUAUUAAGAGUAAA
This is a messenger RNA of Helianthus annuus (common sunflower), 1617 nucleotides long. RefSeq names its product transcription factor bHLH110. Gene Ontology annotation, biological process: regulation of transcription by RNA polymerase II. Gene Ontology annotation, cellular component: nucleus. Gene Ontology annotation, molecular function: RNA polymerase II cis-regulatory region sequence-specific DNA binding; protein dimerization activity; DNA-binding transcription factor activity, RNA polymerase II-specific. Bases 299 to 1348 code for a protein of 349 amino acids. The record is from RefSeq and is a predicted model, not a curated record. NCBI's taxonomy places the organism in Eukaryota, Viridiplantae, Streptophyta, Magnoliopsida, Asterales, Asteraceae. The transcript is spliced from 7 exons.